Messenger RNA from Musa acuminata subsp. malaccensis (wild Malaysian banana), 2546 nucleotides. NCBI's taxonomy places the organism in Eukaryota, Viridiplantae, Streptophyta, Magnoliopsida, Zingiberales, Musaceae. The record is from RefSeq and is a predicted model, not a curated record.
CUUCCGCGGACACCACGCGGAGACGACGAACCUUGCUGAGAAGCAAGUGGAGCGAUUGAAACCCUAACCCUAAGUCACCCUUCGAAAACCCCUCGGCGGUUCAUGGCGUCGUCGCGGGUGAUGGCGUCGUCCCCGUCCGCGAACUCCGAUCUCACGCGCCAGUCAUCCGCAUGCUCCCUCCCCAUCGCGGACCUCCAGAGCUCCGUCAGUGGCGGCGGUGGAAGGGGCCUCGGAAAGACCCUCGGAUCCAUGAGCAUGGAGGACCUCUUCCGCAACAUAUACGGCGGCGGCGGGGGCGGCGAGGGGGGAGACCCGAUGUCGCGGCAGGGGAGCUUCGUGCUACCCAAGGUCGUCGGGGAAAAGGCAGUGGAGGAGGUGUGGCGACAGAUGGGCGCUGACCGGAGGCCGGACGGCGGGGACGGAUCGGUGGCGGAGAUGACGCUGGAGGACUUCCUGGCGCGGGCGGGCGCGGUGGGGGAGGAGGACGUCGGCGUUGCGUCCGGUUGGAGCCCGGUGAUUUUGGGGCCGAGUCCCAUCAUGGUGGAUCGGUUAGUCCAACAGCAGCAGUUUGCCGCGGGGUUGGGGAAAGCGGAGGGUGCUGAAAGGGGCGGGAGAGGGAAAAAGAGGCCGAUGUUGGAUCCGGUGGAUAGAGCCACUUUACAGCGUCAGAAGAGGAUGAUCAAGAACAGGGAGUCUGCUGCUAGAUCGAGGGAGAGGAAACAGGCUUAUAUUGCUGAGCUUGAAUCUUUGGUUACACGAUUGGAGCAGGACAAGGCGCAGUUGUUGAGAUCUCUGGAGGAGCUGAAAAGAACGAGGUUUAAGCAGUAAACUUUUGACAGUCAUGACCAUUGUAUUAUCAUUUUGGUCUUCCUCACCUUGCCAGAUAAGAUUUUGUUACACCAAUAUUUUUCAUGAAUGUUACAUGGUUGUACCAUGUAUCAUUCUGAAUGUAUCCUUUUUACUUAAGUCAGAAAUGAAGGGAGUUAUGAGAGUGUAGGAAUUGUAAAUAUCCAAAACAAUUUUAUUGUACUAUACAUGUCAGGAUCUAUAUGUACAUGUAUCUUAUUACUAUUAGUUUGAUGCAUGAUAAAGUAUGUUAGUCCAUUCUUGUGAUGAACACAUGCAUCUGAAGUAAACAUGGUAGACAUAUGAAAUGUUUGUUAAUUAAUUUUACAAUGAAGAAUGUUAGUCCAUUUUUGUGAUGAACACAUGCCUACUAUUAGUAGGCAGUUUAUUGAAACUGCCUGUUUCCAUAAUUUGAAGUGCAUUCUGGAAUGAUAGUUAGAAUCAAUCAGUCACAGUUGGGUCAAUCAUUGAAAUGUUCUUUCAGAUGCCCCAUGGUCGGUUCUACUAAAUGCACACUAUUCCUUCUAAAUUUUAAAGCUUCUGCAGUAAUGUGAGACCUUAGUCUAGUUCCUGCUACUAUAGCCAAAUGAUUGUUCAGUUGGUCAAGAUAAUUAUGUUUGCUUCUGAUUAAUCAAAGGUCAUAUUGUGAAGAAACAUCACGAAAUUCUCAGAUGAUCAUGAUCUAAAGUGUUAAUUGGAUCUGAAGGUUAAUUUAAUGCAAUGACUGGGUCAAAAGAGUCAAAACUUAUCAAUAACAGAUUUAGAACUCUGCCAUGGAUUUAAUUUCAAACAAUUAUUUGUUUUUUCCUGCCUAAGUUAACAGUCUAAUCAACUAUUCUUCUCAAUCUUAAAUUGCUUAAGCUUAUGUGAAUGACCAGUUUUUGUCUUCAUGCACUGUAAUUGGUUUGUCUCUGAAGAAAACUCGUAUUUAAAUUUUCUUUCGGAGAUUCCAUAAAGAGAUAUCUUCAAAAGCAUUUCAUCCUAUUAUCUCACUGGAAGUAUUAUAUUCCAUUUUAUGGUUUAGAAAAAAUGUUUUUUUUAUAUCAUAAUAUAACUUUGAAUGAUGUAUUUGAUAUUCUAUUUGGUAUAAUGGAUGAGUUAAGGAUUUUAAAUUUUUAUCAUCUUUUCAUAUGAACUCUUAUGAUUUAUUCAAACAAUGGGUUUGUAUGCUGAUUUUAGCCGAAAUCUAUUAUAUAUUCUUAGAUUAUAAUAAUGAAUGAAUGUGCAGUUGAAUAGAGGUAGAUAAUAGUCAGGAAUCUGCUAUCUUGGUAAAAGAGUAAUAGAUCCUCAAUUAUAGUAGUGAAGAAGAGAAAGCAUUGAUAAUGCACAGGUGUGAUAGAGGAAAAAGAGAAAAAAAGGUGCUUUGGAUUCUGCAAGGCAAAAAUUAAAAUAUAUUCAUAAAAUUAAUGCUCUCUAUCUCAAAGUUACCUCCCAAAAACUUUCUCUAUAAUAUUCCCUUUUUUGGUAAUUUUUAACCCAUAAAAACUUAUUUAUGAGACAUUUGAAACUUCCUAAUUCUAAAUCCUAGUUAAUGACUUUCCUAUUUGUUAAUCACCUAAGAAAAUCACCAUCCAAAAUGGGUUGUAGCCAACUUGAAAGCUACCUACAUUAAGUAAAACCUACAUCGAUUGGUCAUUAGUCACUUCCACCACAUGGAUUAGCCUUGAGAUCUUCUCAAAAUUAGUUAUGCAUUUGACUUA